Ophidiomyces ophidiicola is the source of this 1197-nucleotide messenger RNA. RefSeq lists its product as uncharacterized. Bases 1 to 1197 code for a protein of 398 amino acids. Gene Ontology annotation, biological process: regulation of transcription by RNA polymerase II. The transcript is spliced from 2 exons. NCBI's taxonomy places the organism in Eukaryota, Fungi, Ascomycota, Eurotiomycetes, Onygenales, Onygenaceae. The record is from RefSeq and is a predicted model, not a curated record. Gene Ontology annotation, molecular function: DNA-binding transcription activator activity, RNA polymerase II-specific; zinc ion binding.
AUGGGCCCGCGCCGCAGCCACCGCAAGUCGCGCCUGGGCUGCCAGCAGUGCAAACGCCGCAAGAUCAAGUGCGACGAGGCCCCCCCGCCGUGCGCCAACUGCCGCAAGCACAACAUCGCCUGCUCCUUCGCUCCGCCCUCGUCCUCCACCACCGCCGCCGCCGCUCGCACAACGCCGACGACCACCACCACCACCACCACCACCGCCUCCUCCUCCAGCGCGCCGCUGUCACCCCUCUCACCCCCCACCACCACCACCACCACCUCCUCCCCCCCCGCCGACGCGCUCCACCUGCCCGACCUCGAGCUGCUGCACCACUACACCGCGCACACCUACCGCACGCUGUCCUACAACAACGAGCACAAGGCCAUCUGGAAGCACUACAUCCCGCGCGAGGCCCUGUCGCACCCGUUCCUCAUGCACGGCCUGCUGGCCCUGGCCGCCCUGCACCUGGCCGCCGCCGCGCCGCCCGCCGCGUCCGCCCGCUACACCGAGCGCGCCACGCGCCACCAGGACCGCGCCCUGGCCGCCUUCCGCCCGCAGCUGGCCGCCAUCACGCCCGCCAACUGCCACGCCGUCUUCGCCUUCUCCAGCCUGACCGCCGCCCUGGCCUUCGCCUUCGCCCGCUCCGCCCGCCACCACCGCCCCGCCAGCGCCCCCGCCGAGCCCGUCACCCAGGUGCUGCACGACUUCUUCCUCUUCCGCGGCGUCGAGCGCGUGCUCACCACCUUCUGGGACCUCAUCCGCCAGGGCUGCCUGGGCCCGCUGGUGCACCGCCCCGCCGACCCCGCCCGCCUGCGCCCGCUGCCCGCCGACGUCGCCGCCGCCCUCGACUACCUGCACGCCUGCAACGCCGCCGCCGCCGCCGCCGAGAGCGCCGCCUACGACCACGCCCUGCGCGAGCUGCGCGUCUCCUUCGAGCGCGCCCCCACCAGCUGGGAGUCCGUCUUCCGCUGGCCCGUCGUCGUGCCCGACGCCUACCUCGCCCACCUCAAGGCCCGCCGCCCCAUGGCCCUGGUCAUCCUCGCCCACUACUGCGUCAUCCUGCGCCGUCUCGACGCCUGCUGGUGGUCGCAGGGCUGGAGCGGCCAGCUGCUCGAGGCCAUCUUCCGCUCGCUCGACGUCGCCUGGCGCCCGCUGCUGCAGUGGCCCGUGCACACCAUCGGCCUGGCCGACAAGCUGGCCGACAUCCCAUAA